Molecule: messenger RNA, 741 nt
Organism: Striga asiatica
Lineage: Eukaryota; Viridiplantae; Streptophyta; Magnoliopsida; Lamiales; Orobanchaceae
Source: the annotation of a GenBank genome assembly
UGGGGCCCAACAGAAUCCUCAUGGUCUCAUCAGUCGCCUGUAUAUAUCCAUCCCACAAAUCAAAAACACAAACAAAACCGGCUGCGGGCUUUUCCUUGCACUAUCUAUAAUUGUUGUUGUUGUUGGUUUUUAUUUUAUUCUUCAUCAAAAUUAACCAAUAAGAAUAUGGGUGGGGAAAGAGGUGUUGUUGUGGCUUUGGUGAUGAUGGUGGCCAUGAUGGCCACGAUGCUAAAUGUGGUUCGAGCGGGGCAGCAUGUCGUGCAGUGGACGCCACAAUCGUAUCAAGAUAUGAACGUGAGUGUGGGAGAUUCUAUUGGGUUCAAGUUUGAAAGGGGUAAAUAUAAUGUGAUGGAGGUGAGCCAAAGUGACUAUGCCACGUGCACGACCACCCCCAUAGGCACCAUAUACACUUCCGGGCUGGGUGCUUAUAGGUUCACUGGGGCUGGGACACACUACUUCAUAUGCGGAAUACCCCCGCAUUGCAAGACUGGACAAAUGAAGAUCACUGUUAACGUUAUUUAAUUAAACCAACCUAAUUAAACUAGCUCAUCAUCGAUGCUAGUGGUAGUGCUACCGUUUUUAAUUAAGACAUUAUGUAUUAUUAUGAAGAAGCCACUUUAAUUACUACUAUGCACGUGUUUACUAUCUUUGGACUUUCCUUAUUCCACACACACUACUCAACUCGAUCUCCUCAAGUUAUUGGGGCUAGAUUACCAGUGUUGUAUCCAAUAAUCCAUCUAU